Neurospora tetraspora is the source of this 1559-nucleotide messenger RNA. Its product is annotated as putative endothiapepsin precursor. Gene Ontology annotation, molecular function: aspartic-type endopeptidase activity. Gene Ontology annotation, biological process: proteolysis. Bases 176 to 1465 code for a protein of 429 amino acids. Lineage: Eukaryota; Fungi; Ascomycota; Sordariomycetes; Sordariales; Sordariaceae. The record is from RefSeq and is a predicted model, not a curated record. The transcript is spliced from 2 exons.
CCACCUUCCAGAAAUUGCUCCUUCCUCUUUUGGUCGGGUCUUCUUACCUUGUUGAUACUUCACUCACUUACCUCGUGGAGUCGUGGUGGUCAUCAUAUAAGACCUGAGGCCCCUCACUCCAGAGUCCAGGAAAACAUCAGCCCUCAGCGCCGUAUCACAAGCAUCGUUAGUCACCAUGGUAGCCCUCACCAACCUCAUCCUCACCACCGUCCUCGCCUCCGCCGGCCUCGGGUCUGCCCUGCCCCCGCGCAUCGGCAACACCGUCAUCGAGGCUCGGGAGCCGCAGCCACUCAGCGGCGGUAAAAUUACGCUCUCCCAGCAGCGUAACCCCCGCCACCACAAGAAGUUCAACGGCGCCCUCUCCGUCUACAAGACCCACCUGAAAUACGGCGCCCCCGUACCCGACGACCUCCUCCAAGCCGUCGCCGACCACCUUGGCCUCUCAACCGAGGACGUCCAGGGAGGAGAAGAAGGCUCAGCACCCGCCAACCCCAUCGACCAAUACGACUCAGCCUACAUCACCCCCGUCUCCAUCGGCACCCCCGCGCAGACCCUCAACCUCGACUUCGACACCGGCUCCUCCGACCUCUGGGUCUUCUCCAACUCCCUCCCCGCAAGCCAGUCAGCCGGCCACACGGUCUACAACCCCAGCGGCUCCUCCACAGCCAAGAAGCUCACCGGCGCCACCUGGAGUAUUUCGUAUGGCGACGGGUCGUCGUCUAAAGGCCAGGUCUACCUGGAUAAGGUGACGAUCGGAGGCCUGACGGUCAGCAACCAGGCGGUGGAGACGGCGCAGCAGGUGAGCUCGAGCUUUACGGCUGAUACGGCUAUCGAUGGGCUGGUUGGGUUGGCUUUCGGGAGCUUGAAUACCGUCCAGCCGACGCAGCAGCAGACGUGGUUCGAGAAUGUGAUGAGCCAGUUGGAUGAGCCGCUGUUUGCGGCGGAUUUGAAGUAUGGUGCUUCCGGCACCUACGACUUCGGCUACAUCGACCCAGCCAAGCACACGGGCAACAUCACCUACGUGCCCGUCAACACCAACCCGGGCUACUGGACCUGGACCUCGAGUGGCUACCAAGUCGGCUCCUCGUCCUUCGUCUCGCAGUCCAUCACCGGCAUCGCCGACACGGGCACCACGCUCGUGUACCUGCCCAACGCCAUCCUGCAGGCGUACUACAAGCAGAUCCCCGGCGCCACUAACAGCCGGUCGUACGGCGGGUAUGUGUUCCCCUGCUCCGCCGCCAUCCCGGAUUUCACCUUCGGGGUGGCCGCGGCCAGGAUCACGAUCCCCGGAAAGUUCAUCAACUUCGGCCCGGUGACGGAAGGGAGCUCAAGCUGCUUUGGUGGCCUGCAGAGUAGCAGCGGGGUGGGCAUCAAUAUCUUUGGCGAUGUGGCGCUCAAGGCGGCGUAUGUGGUGUUUAAUGGGGGCGAGACGCCGAUGCUGGGGUGGGCUUCCAAGAACCUGUAGGAGUCUUGGCUGUUGACUGUUCAGUCUGUUAUGACGAGGGGAACGCUUUGACGAAGUUAGCAUGAUGUUUCUAGUAUUCCGUAGUGUUUAGUUU